AGAAUCUCCGCCUCUUAACGCCUCUAAACACUGAAAGCAUCCUGACUGGGUUACAGUUCAUUAGCGGACAUCACUUUGCUGCAGUCAACACACCAUGAAGACCUUCACCUUGAUAACAGCUUCACUUCUCUGCAGCUUUAGUUGGGUCUCUGUCUCAGUUUCUGGGUCUCAGAUCGUGGAGGUCCGUCCUGGUGAAGAUGUCUCACUGUCGUGCUCCAACAUGUCCAAACAAAGUCCUGUAUUUUUCUGGUACAGACUGGUCAACACAACCAAGUUCAGUUGCAUCUCUUUCAUGUACGGUGUUCACAGCAAACCUGAAAACUGCGACGGAUUUAAAGAUGGAUCAUUUGAAAUGAGCUUCAACAUCUCUACUGUGUUUCUCACAAUCAAAAAGGUGGAAAUAUCUGAUUCUGGACAUUAUUUCUGCGGAUUUUAUUUAAAUGCAUUCGUUCAUCUCAGUGUGGUACAUUUCCAUGUGAAAGGUUUCCCUGAACCAGAUGACAUCACCAGUGAUUGUCAAAAAAAGUUUGAUGUAGACCCGAAGCUGCUGGGUGGGAUUCUGGCUGGUCUGACUGUUUUCUUCAUGACCAUCAUCGUUGGUCUGGUUCUUCAAAUCAAGAAACUUCAGAAAGAAAAAUGUCUGCAAACGAAUAAAAACCCUGACUCUGAUGAGCUGAACUACGCCACAGUCACCUUUGAUCGACAAGGAAGAAGAAGAAGAGAGCUGGAGCCAAAUGUUGUUUAUGCUGCCACCAGAUAGACCGAAGGAGGAAACCAAACCAGAGCUCAGUGUUAAACUGAUGCUUUGACUUCUGGGAGGGGUUGCUGAUUUUAUGUGUCAGAUAAUGUCAGUGCUUUUUUUGUCUUGAGACUGUGGUUUGUCUUCGAAGAACGAGAAGGGGUGUUAAUGUCAGUCUGUUAUUUUAUCAGAGGUACAGAAAGAUUCA
This is a messenger RNA of Melanotaenia boesemani (Boeseman's rainbowfish), 947 nucleotides long. RefSeq lists its product as uncharacterized. Lineage: Eukaryota; Metazoa; Chordata; Actinopteri; Atheriniformes; Melanotaeniidae. The transcript is spliced from 6 exons. Gene Ontology annotation, biological process: response to bacterium. The record is from RefSeq and is a predicted model, not a curated record. Bases 95 to 760 code for a protein of 221 amino acids.